CCUCGGAAGUUACAUAUUUCCAUAAACUGCUGCUCUAUUGAUAAAAAGCGUCCUUGAAUGCCGUUGGUUUGGUUUUCGGUUAAGUUCUUUGCUUCCCACGACAUGUCUGAAAAUAAGCUCCUUUGCGCUGUAGUUUUCUUAACUUCACUGGUUUGCUUAGCGCACUCACAGGGGACGAGAUUUGUUCAUUCAGCUGCUUUAGAUGCGGAUGGGAGAUACAACAUUAAGUGGGGAUUUGACGAGUCAACGAUAACGUUUGAAGCAGAAGUAGAAACGAGGGGAUAUAUAGGAUUUGGCUUGUCGCCGAACGGUGCGAUGGCUUCGUCUGAUAUCGUGAUAGGUGGUGUGCUCAACGGAAGUCCCUACCUGCUGGACUACUUUACAGACUCAAACAGAAAGGUACAUAAAGACCCACAGCAGAGCUACCGGCUGCUGUAUGGCAGAGAGAAUGACACGCAUACGGUCCUGGCUUUCAGCAGAAAACUCCAGACCUGUGAUGACAAUGACAAAGUCAUUACGGGCAGUACAGUAAGAGUGAUCUGGGCGUUCCAUGCAGAGGAUGUGGGAGUGUUAGGACCAGUCUACCAUGGCAUGAACAGAGGCAGAAAGAGUUUACGUUUACUGAACCCUGGAAGCAGCUCCAGCAUCCCAGCAGGAACAGCUUUCUUUGACCUUCAAAAUGAAAAGGUUCAUGUUCCUCAUAAGGACACAACGUACUGGUGUCAGAUCUUUAAAUUCCCAGAGUUGAAGAGAAAACAUCAUGUAAUCAGAAUAGAGCCAUUGAUUCACAAGGGUCAUGAGAAUCUGGUUCAUCACAUUCUGCUUUACCAGUGUGACAGCAAUCUGAACAAGAGUGAGAUUAACAGGGGACAUGAAUGCUACCAUCCAAAUAUGCCAAGCUCCUUCUUUACAUGCGAAACCAUCAUGUUCGCCUGGGCCAUUGGGGGCAAGGGCUUCACAUAUCCCCCACAUGUUGGAAUGUCUAUAGGAACCUCAAUAGACCCAGUUUAUGUACAGAUGGAGAUUCAUUUUGACAACCCGUCCUUACAAAGAGGGAUAGUGGACAGCUCUGGCCUGCGCCUGUACUAUAGCCCAAGCCUGAGGCGCUAUGAUGCUGGGGUCAUCGAGACAGGAGUGUGGGUCAGUCUCUACCACAUGUUGCCCCCAGGCAUGCACGAUUAUGUUACAGAAGGACACUGCACUCAGGAGUGUCUCCAGGAGUCAUUGGACAGUGAAAUGCCCAGUGGAGUGAAUGUGUUUGCAGUUCUGCUCCAUGCUCACUUGGCAGGUCGAGCUAUCAGAACUCGACAUUUCCGGCAACAGGAUGAGCUGCAGCCACUGGCCUCAGACGACCAGUUUGAUUUCAACUUUCAGGAGUUCCAGCCACUCAGCCAGGAGAGGCUCAUCUUACCUGGGGACUCUCUAAUCACAGAAUGCAGAUAUAACACUAAAGGCAGAAUGAACAUGACCUGGGGAGGUCUUAGCACACGGGAUGAGAUGUGUUUGUCAUAUCUACUGUACUACCCAAGGGUCAACCUAGCCAGGUGUGAGAGUUUACCAGAAAUCACCGGCCAGCUCAAAUUCAUCGGAGUCAAAGAGAUCCAGGAACCUGUUAUAACGUGGCCCUUUGUUAUAAAGAGUCCUAAAAAAUACAGCAACCUUUCUUUCACGGAGGCAAUGGAUAAAUACAGGUGGACGAGGAAGAGAGGGAAGGCAUUCAAUGAGGUUGUACGAAAACUCCCCAUGAACGUCCGCUGCUCCAAGAUUGGCCAGGAUGAGUGGUCGAUUCAAGGCAUGAUUGUCUCUCCACCGGAGCUGAAGUCAGAGCAGGUGUCUACUGCUGGUGUGCCCUGCAGGAAUGUCUCACAGACACGGUGUGAAAGCUCCUGCUCUCUGCUCCUCACUGUAUGCCUUCUGUUCAUUUUACAGACCUACCUACACCUCUAAAGUCCACUGUCAUCUCAAUGUCCUAUAUUCAUGUACACAUACAGGCAGUGGUGUAGUCCACUGCAACUCUGUACAUAUUGUAAAUGGGUCAUUCCUACAAUUCGGUGACAUUCCGGCUUUGAAACUUUUGAAAAAUAAAACAUACUUUUACAAGUUUCUUCAUGUUUCAUCAUUGCAGGGACAUACUAAAGAUUGUAUUAAUCAUACUGGUAAAGUAAAAUUAUUCAAAAAUUCAGAUGUCAAUCCAGUUAAAUGGGCUGAAUCAGGGUGGACAAUAACAGGUGGAUAUUCAGAGCCACUACAUGAUCUGUGAUUGAUAUCUAGGAAACAUAUUUGUAAACUAAUAUUUAUGAUUUUAUUUCUGUUAACAUAAAUACUGCAUAUUGAAAUUUAAAAAUUAUAUUAAUUUCCCAUAUAUCUUCCCAUAAUAGGGUGGACAUGUUAUGCUUGACCACAUAUGACUAACACCACAAAAUAAUGGAAAACAUAAAUAAAACAAGUUAUAAGUUAUAAACUUCAAAUAACUCAAAGUAAUUUUGCAGAAUGGCUGAUGUCCACCUCCAUUGUGUGUGAUGUCAUUUCAUAACACAUAUUGUCAAUGAAAGGUCAUGGUAUCAUGAUAUAGCAUGGUGCGCAGUAAAUCAAGGGACACACAAAAACCUCCACUAUCAGUGUUAAAAUUACACAUUUACCACAAAUGAAUACAUGUUAGUGAGAAAAUGUAACACUAAACUCUUAACUGUAUAUUGGGGGGGGGGGGGGGGGGAAUAGAAAUCCAAUGAUUUAACAUUUAGUUUGACAUGCAGUUUUUGGGACAUGAGGAAGUGACAGUGCAAUGGAAAAGGAUUUCAGUUGUUUAAAAUGUAACUUUUAAGCCCACAGAAGUGUGUAACAUUAUAAAAAGUCUUUAUUCUUUUUAGCAAGCCUAUUAAAAUUGUAAUCGGGUUAAAUUAAACAAUAUAAAUACCACUGGGGACUUAAAUGUCAAAGAAUUGUAGGAAUGACCCAUAUUUACAGGUGUUCCUCUGCGAGACGUUGCUUAACAUUGAAAAACAGCACAGACGGACGCAAAAACGCAUUCAGUGUGAACGUCCCCUACUAAACUUAAAAUGAAAAACACUUUAAUACAAUGACCAGGAAGAGAGAGAAAGGGAGAGAAAAGGCUUAACAUGAAAAUAGUGUAUUUCUCACUGGAUUAGUGUCAUUGUUUUGGCAAUAAAUAAUGUUUAUCAUAAGGGAAAUGUAAGAAAAUCAAGUUAAGUGUUUUAACUAAACCUGUACUACAGUAAGUUUUUCUUACCUCUCUCUCUCUCUUCCAGAACGAGCUCUGACAUAGGCAAUAAAAUGUAAUGGCAUGUCAUGAAUAGGUGCGUUUACUGGUGUUUUAAAAUCCCAAUGGUGGGAAACAAUUAACAUGCACUCCAAUGCUAUAUGAUUUUGACAAAAUUAUCUUGCUUCUGACAGAAAACACGACAGAAGACGUCCACUGAUUGUCAUUGAUCUUUCCCCCAUUCGCUUCUGUAAAGUGUGCCGUCCGUGUAAAGCAACAUCUGAUAUCUCACACAACUCAUGUGAAAGGUGUGUGUGUUUCAGGUCCAUUUCUCUCGAUUUGUGAAACAUUCUCAGCAGUUUGGGUGUGUGAUGCUAAAAUACGGGACAAACAGCGUCACGUAUGGUUUUCAUACGGAACGCAAUUUUUUCCCUUAAUUACUGGAUGAUUCCUUAAUUUACUGGACGUUUGGCAUAUUUCGUUAAUUAAUUUUACCUGAUACUGCUUUAGCGUGAGGGUGACUCUCUUUCUCCACUCACUGUCAUAAAUUCCCUCAGUCGAUGAUGGCGGUGACAACAGUUGUCAGGGGUGGGGAAUGGUAGAAUUAAAGUGAUAAUGCAUCAAUGACAACAAAGAAUCGUCAGUUUCACAAAACAGCAUCUAAUCAGUUAAAGGGGAACUAACAUGACAGUAGAUUAUGGACUUCUGAAGCAGCAAAAUAAGCGGGUAUACUGAGGGUAUACGCAAAUAUUGAUCCUUAGAAGUCAUUGUACGCAAACAGCCCUGGGGAAAAAAGUAAGCAUAGGGCAUAUACGUGUGUAUGGCCCCGACUACACCACUGCAUACAGGUAUUCCACUGGCCCCCCCAGCCCAAGUUACUAUUACUGAAGUGGUUAUAAACAUCAGAGUAAGACUCAUUCUCUGAUUUAUACACAUUUGGAGACACUAUAGAGUAAUAAGGCUGUGUGACUCACCAUUACCUAAAUCAAGCUAAUCACUUGAAUUAAUCACAACUAUGUUGUAUUAAUGUAGGCUGUAGUCACCUUUAGGACCAAUUCAUGCUUCUCAUUUAAUAUCUUUUGGUUCAUGCUCACUGGGGUCUCUCAGCCCCUUCAAAUUAAUGUCUCUCCAUAGCUGUAACUCAUCAUAAUCUUACCACGUAUCUGAAAUAAGCUGUUACACUGCAGAGUUCCAGCUCACCAUAACCUACAAUGGUGUCCAAAAUCUGGGAACACUUGUGAAAAUGAUAAUUUUUUGCAUUUUUCUAAUGUAAUAAAUUUUUUUUAUUUUAUUUUUUUAUUAUGAUAUCUGCAUAAUAUUGAUUGAUAGAAAAUCUGAGUCAAAAAAUAAACAUGAAUUUUAAUAAUUUCUUAGUAUUUGGUUGCCCCCCUUUUGCUUUAAUGACAGCAUGCAUUUGAGUUGUUAUUGACUUAUUGAUUAGUGACCUAUUGUACCUGUAGAAAUAGUGCAGGAUUUUAUAUAUAUAUAUAUAUAUAUAUAUAUAUACUUCAUAAUGUUUCUUUGUUUUUCAUAUUUUCUAAAUCCAACCUAAAACUUUGUCAGUUUCCAUGUUUAAGAUUUUCAGUAUGGAUUCAAUGUGGACAUUUGAGCCCCAUUGUAUGUCUUGUGAGUUGGUGAUCUAAUGUCAGCCAUAUCAUCAGUCACUUUGUUUUUGUAAAAAUGAGCACUGUCAUACAAACUUCCUUAAAAGUUAUGUAUAUUUGAACACUUUUCAUGAGUCUCUUCACAAUUUUAGUUUGAUUAGAAGUUACACUUUUAAACCAUCCCUAAAAUGUCCCCAUCUAACACAUACAAAAGCUAUCUGUCAAGAGCUCUGUUCCUCUCAUUUUAAGCUACGUAAAUGUGUGUUUCAUAAAUGAAUGCUGGCAUUACAUUC
Myxocyprinus asiaticus (Chinese sucker) is the source of this 5114-nucleotide messenger RNA. RefSeq names its product monooxygenase, DBH-like 1 (gene moxd1). Gene Ontology annotation, molecular function: dopamine beta-monooxygenase activity; copper ion binding. The coding region runs from base 58 to 1947 and encodes 629 amino acids. Gene Ontology annotation, cellular component: secretory granule membrane. The record is from RefSeq and is a predicted model, not a curated record. Gene Ontology annotation, biological process: dopamine catabolic process; norepinephrine biosynthetic process; octopamine biosynthetic process. Lineage: Eukaryota; Metazoa; Chordata; Actinopteri; Cypriniformes; Catostomidae. The transcript has 12 exons.